CACAGCUCUCCUGACAGCCGACAGUGGCGAGCGGCUGCUGCAGAGUCAGGCUGGUGGUCCUGACAGGUUCGCUCGCCCUUCCGUCGGGGCCCGUCGGCACAGCCCUGUCGCUUCUGUCACCAGCAGCCGGGCCGACAUGUGCCUAUGACCAUGGAGAUGAAGGACUCGGGCAGCGUAGUCCUCACAGCCUACCAUCCCCACAGCCCGGCCAGGAUACCGGCCAUGGAGCAGAGUUUUCUACAGGAUAUCCCUCCCAGCCAUUCACCCGCCAGCAGAAAGUCCCUCUCUCGUUGUCGAAGAAUUAACAGGAUGCUUUCAAAUGAGUCAGCACCUCCUCCUACAUUCAGUCGCUCCAAUUCGCAGGCCUCCAUGGACAGCACUUCCAUGGAGGACUUUUGGUGUGAAGUGGAGAGCAUCAAGGAGAGCAGAGAAGAUGGAUCUGAUGAAGCAACAGUCUUGGAGUUCAAACCUGCUGAUGAAGGGGAACUGGAGGCAGAAUGGCUGCAAGAUGUAGGCUUAUCUACACUGAUCUCUGGAGCUGAAGAGGAGGAUGGCCAAGCUCUGCUGUCCACUCUGACCAGAACUCAAGCUGCUGCUGUACAGAAGAGGUACAACACCUACACUCAGACCCUGAGGAAGAAGAACAAGCACACAGUCCGGGAUGUGCGAGACAUCUUUGGCACCAAUGACUCUUCUCUCACAUUUGAGACAGUUCCAGUGCCACCAGUUCCUUCUAACGGUAUCCAGCUCCCUGGGCAGAAGGCAGUUUGGAAAUCAGUUACCUCUAAUAGCUGUCUAGACUGCGGACUAGAUAAAGGCAGCCCAUCCGUAACAGAAGAGCUCUCUUAUGAGGUCUCUUUCUCAGAAUCCAUUACAGUCCUUCCAAAAACUCAAGAGUGGCCAAAAAAUCAGAGGUUCAAAAAAGAAGACUCGACUUUGCCUAAAUUCGUUGUUCGGAAAAGCCGGUUUGGACUGACAGAGGUUGGAGACCUCUCCCCUGAAGACAUGAAGAAGAUCCGCUACCUCUCCCUGAUUGAGCUAACAGCCUUCUACGAUGCACUGGGGGUGGAACUGAAGAGGAACCGUGCAGAGAGAGUGCGGGGACGAGAGAAUGGUCUUUUUGGAGUCCCUCUCACUGUGCUGCUGGAGAACGAUCAAAAGAAGGUUCCCGGAAUAAAAGUUCCCCUUAUCUUCCAAAAAUUGCUGCUCAAGCUUGAGGAAACAGGUUUGGAAACUGAAGGAAUUCUACGGGUUCCUGGAUCUGCCUCCAGAGUCAAG
Messenger RNA from Lepidothrix coronata (blue-crowned manakin), 1278 nucleotides. Its product is annotated as rho GTPase-activating protein 28-like. The record is from RefSeq and is a predicted model, not a curated record. The annotation marks the transcript as partial. Gene Ontology annotation, cellular component: cytoplasm. Lineage: Eukaryota; Metazoa; Chordata; Aves; Passeriformes; Pipridae. Gene Ontology annotation, molecular function: GTPase activator activity. The transcript is spliced from 8 exons. Gene Ontology annotation, biological process: regulation of small GTPase mediated signal transduction; negative regulation of stress fiber assembly; signal transduction.